AUGACCUGGGGUCCUAGAGCUGCGAGCAUUUUGCUCUUUCUCUGGGCAUGGUGCAUGAGUUGGUAUAAGCUGGGCUUCUACACUUAUCAGCUAUCCGCUGGAAGUGGACACAUUGAAGUUCGCGCACCUCUCUACAUGUUGAUUGUUGGACUGGCGAUCUCCAACCUCCUCGGCUGCCAUUACUUUUUGCAGCAGGAGCGCUACGUGAUGGCUGUUUUCGCCGGAUUGGGCCUGGAUGUGCCCUUCACUGCUGUGGUAAAUCGCCGCGCAAUUCUGCAGGAUGAAGCCUGCCCAGACUUUGAAACCCUGCAGAUCCGCACGACCGUUUGGCGGAGCAUACCGCUUGCAAUGAUCUCGCUGUACAUGGCCGCGAGAAGUCUCAUCGAGAUGCCACUGUGCCAAGCAGCAGUGAUCUUAACGCUUCCAGCGAUCACACAUCGAAUUGGUGAUUAUACUCACACAUCCGUGUUUCAAAUCUUCACUGAGUUGGAAUGGGAAGAUAUCGAUGUAGUCUACGGUGGUCGGUAUCGGAACCCGAUGGGCAAUCACACCAGAAGAAUGCUCACAGACAUUAUCUGGACAAAUGUUGAACCUUCCAACUACCUAUGGAAAGAGGCCAGAUGUGACCUCUCGCAAUGGAGCAGAGAAUAUUGCCCUCAAGACCAAGCAGUACUUAUCCCAACAACUUCUGUGCCAAAAGAAGGCUAUGGCACUAUUGGUCACGGGAAUUUGCGUGCUGCAGGAGUGGCUCUGGGGCAAAUGGCAAGACAAGCUCUCCUCACAACCGGUGUGGACCUUCAGCAGACUGUGGCCGCACUGAUCGGAGGCAUUGUCAAGCGCAAAAAAGGCUCCUCUUGGGGCACAGCUUUUACUUGGGGUCUGAAUUAUGCAGCAUCAUGGGAAUGGAUAGUUGACAAGAUAUUUGACAUGGUGCAAAAUGCUUUGGACUUCAGCACUGCCCGCUCAAAGUGGCCACGCCAAUCUCGGAGCCUGUGGCAAAUUCCAGUAGCUGCUGCACUACUUGUCUCGUCGUCUUUGCCAUUGGUCAAAGCCAUCAAGCGUGCUCGAUCGAUUGAGGUCAAGAGCGACCAGCUUCUUCUGGGGCUACAUGGUGCACUUGACGUUCUGAUGCUUGUGAUCUUCAUGCUGCUGUGUUUUAUUGGGCCCGCCGUGGAUUCCUUGGAGAGAUUCGGCUUGAGGAUUGUGAACUCAUUUGUAGAUCUGUUGCUCCAAGAAGCUGCAAAGGCGUAUCAAAACAAUUUGGGACUGAAGAUCUUUGACUUUUUGGAGCGCGGCUGUGGUCAAGGGACCGUGUAUCACGCUGACCACGCUUGCCAGGACGAGUUUCCAGUCUUCGAGCACUAUGUCCAGAACCAUUUGCUGGAAGCCUACCAGAAUGAGAUGCAGGUCUUCCUUGAUGCGGUGCACGACCUCUCAGUGCCAGAUUCCGAUCUCCUUCUGCAGGCCCUUGGCUUUUGCAUUUUCUUCGCCCUCUCAGUCCUCAUCGCUCGUGUCUUGCUGGGGAAGAUGAGGCUCUCCACUGCAGGAUUGCUGAAUGUUGGAAUUACCGGGCCCAUGCACCUCGCCGCACUUGCUCCCAAGUCGGAUCUUGAGGAGGUGCUUGAAAGCAUCACCAUCUUGAUCCCACUGCGUGGCGCAAUAUUGACCGUAGUUUUGUACGCAGCAUGGGGCAGCCGAAAUCCAGAACCAUUCACAGCUUUUGCACUGAACCACCCAGUGAACCUUUUCAACCUUCAGUUUGCUUGGUUGGUGCUUUGGUUCGCGCAUGUGUUCACUGGUUGGCUGGGUGUGUCUGCGCUACGAUCCUAUGUGCCUUCAGAUGAGGAGUUUGCCAGAACAAAUGCCAUGCAGCCUGCAGACUAUGGCGCCACUGGCUCCAUCCUCUAUGCCCCACCUGGAUUGACUGACAAUUUAGGACCACCUGGUUUCAAACGCGAAGAUGUUUGA
Molecule: messenger RNA, 1968 nt
Organism: Durusdinium trenchii
Lineage: Eukaryota; Dinophyceae; Suessiales; Symbiodiniaceae
Source: the annotation of a GenBank genome assembly